Molecule: messenger RNA, 468 nt
Organism: Phaeoacremonium minimum UCRPA7
Lineage: Eukaryota; Fungi; Ascomycota; Sordariomycetes; Togniniales; Togniniaceae
Exons: 1
Coding region: 1-468 (155 amino acids)
Source: RefSeq, a predicted model, not a curated record
AUGGGCUAUCCUUCCACCUCUCCACUCGCCGCGCAGCACGAGCGCCUUAUUCUCGAGCUGCUUCCACUGAAAGACGGGCCCCAGUUCCGCGAGUGGAUCAGCGGUCCCUUCGUGUGUGGCUCAUGGCAUGAGUUCUGCCGUGACUUCCUGGCUCGCAACCCCAACUCGCCCGAGCCAGACAAAACCAAGACGGCACAGGCUGCGAAAGACGCCAUCAAGUCCAAGACGGUCAAAUACCUGUCUUACCACCCAGAGAAGGACGGCUGGUCCCCGGAGGACCACCAUGUCCGCUUCAUCGUCACAGUCAUCUCCGACAACUUGCUCAAGGGAGGCAUAUGGAGUGAGGAUGAUUGGAGGAAGAGGGGCAUCGACGUUGCAAAGGCUGCAUACGAGGUGCUGAGCUUCCUACGGGCGAUGGGCAUGAACGGCGUUGACCCGAACCCUCCAAGCUACGAGGCUCAGUUCUGA